UACAUGUUGUAAAUAUUCGCGCUUACAUAGAACGUUGUUUCAUCGAUUGGUACCUAUUUUAUUUUGUAUUUUCUAGUCGUCGCGUGAGUGACAUCUUAUGAAUUUCGGCAUUUGUUUACUACCACUAUAUCUGCUAAAGAAAAAAAAGCAGAUUUGGGCGACGUGGCAAUAUCUUAAACGAGGAUUUAAAAUUCGAACGAAGAGUGUCAAUCGACAUUAGUUGUCAGAUCUGAGCGGUCCAUCACAUCAUUUUCAAAGCAAACUCAUUUCGAUAACAAAAAUCAAUUCAAAGAUAAUGUAGAAAUAGUGCAUUGAGUGCAAGAAAGUUUUCAUGUGGCCCGUGUAAAAACUAGACAGCCAUGCUGUCGUAUAUGGUGCCUGUAGAAGAGAAGCCUCCUCCAGUGCCGGGGAAGGGCAGACUGGCCUUGGAGCUGGUCGGAAGCCCGGGCAGCCCCGAGGCCCCGGUGAGGAGAGCCCGAACGAACAUCUCCAAGGAAUCCUCGACGAGCUCCUUCGCCAGCGAUCUCACGAUAUCCUCCUCCACUCCUACUGGAGCGCUAGACAAGCCCAAACACAAGUUGCUGAGCAACGGAUCGAAACACACAACACUGAAAAGGGUAUCGUUCGGCAGCUCAAAGGGCUCCAUGGUGGAAACGCUGAUCUACGAGAGCCCCUUGCAAGAGGAGCCCGAGAGCCCCCCGGCCCAGCUACACGAGACAUCUUUCCCGUACACGCCGGUUGAAGACGAUUCAGAGCGCUCCAAAGUCCGCGUGUCCUUCUACCAAGGGGCGAGGCCGCAGUGCCUGUCUCCGCCGCCCGCGGCGCCGCUGUUGGAAUCCCACGAUUUCUACGCAGCCCUACUCUCGGCUGCCACCAAACAAGACAUGACUGACCACGUCAUGUAUAACAGACAAAUCAGCACGGAAAGCGGAUGGGACAACCCGUUCCGUCCUGACGGCGACCUGAGUCGCGAAGCGGACGAGAUCGUCUCUCUAAUCAAAGGCGGCAAGCCCAUCACACCUACUCCCCCCGCGGCCACCCCGCAGCUGCCUAUCAGCGAAGAGGCAGAGGAGAAGACCCAUGCGAAUAAUGUUAACGCAGCUCCACCCUCCCCGCAAACGAAGGUAGCGAGUGCCCCGCAGAGCACCCCGAAGGCAAUGAACGGCACCAAGAACGGGGGCGCCGUGGCAGACUUGAGCCCGGGGCAAGUGGAAGUGCAGCGCUCGCUGCCGCAGGAGCCGCAGCAGCCGGAACACGUGACCAUUAAGAAGAAGCCCAAGUGCAAAUGCUGCGUCAUACAGUAACCACUCCGACGGUACCACCGGUAACACUCACGCUUCUUCAACCAUUUCCCCCCACUUUGGUGUUUACUCGGUGCUAUUUCGUUUCAAGCUUUCUUUAAAUCUGGAAGCCUUGUGUUCAUACAAGUUUGGCCCAGACUCGCUUUGUUGGAAUUUUCAACUAUAUGGCAGUUUUCUUUACCUGUUAUUAUAUAAGAUCGUUUUUUGAUUAUUUUAUGUGUUAGGUUUUAUUGAACUCUUAUAGGGUACAAACUUAAAGAGUAUUUAUGUUUAGCUAGUCUGAAGGAAGAUUACGUUUUGGACGGGUUAGUAUUCCACGAAAUACGAGCAUUUCGGAUAGGGCGAGCAUUUUGCAUGUGAUGUUUUAAUAAAAUAUUUCUUAAACAUUCAGUGUGAAUAGAAUCUCAGCUAGUUCCAUCAAACACGCAGAACUGUGCACUAUUUAUCGAUGGAGGGAAGUUUUACUACUUAGUUAUAUCAAAUUUUACAAUUAUUGUGACUAAAAAUAAUUACAAUUCUGCUCAUGUUUUAUUCAAUCGGCGAUAUUAGUGACAUAUAUUUGAAAUCAUAGUAAUUUAUUAUGAAACAGUUGAUUUUACAGUUGACUGUGUUGCAUAAUAUUUAAUGGUACGUAAUUAAAAUGUAUAUUUUUAUAUGUUUAUUUAUAUAGAAAGAAAUAUUAUAAAUCCUACAGAAUUGCUGUCAGAUUUGAGAAAUAUAUGGAGCUCCUGUUUUAAUUUAAAUUCAAUACUUGGACGUUAGCAGUCGGCAAUAUUACAUUUAACUUAGCUCUUUAUACAUGUCGUAUUAGAACUUAAGCAUAUUAGGAUGUAUGUAUUUAACUGCGCUGAUUUUUAUUUUUUUAUAUAUCCAAUACCACUCCACAUGCUAAAAUAAUAGAAACACGAAUUAAUGUUACUAAUGUUGUUAGUUACUCGUAGCUCCCUACAUGUUCCCUACACGCUUGCGUCCAGUAGUAGGUACGCACAGAUUUGAGAUUUAUCUAUUUUAUAAUGUCACUUACCAAUUGGCGCCAUUUUUAAUUGCGCCUAUUUUACUUUUUAUAUUAUAAGACUGUUUUUCGUUUGAUUUAUGACUAGUAAGUUAUGGGUUAGAAAAUGUUAUAGUAUCGCGGGUAAUUGGUCAGUGACAGUAUAAUUAUUAGUUUUGAAUACUACAGCGCGGAAUAUUGCUUACUUUAAGUAUCAGAUGCAGCAAGUAUAUAAAUCUGUGUUAACAAUGGGACUUCAAUUUCCUAUAUGUAAGAAAUAGUUAUCAAAUAAAAUUAUAAGAUUUCCAA
Molecule: messenger RNA, 2601 nt
Organism: Plodia interpunctella (Indianmeal moth)
Lineage: Eukaryota; Metazoa; Arthropoda; Insecta; Lepidoptera; Pyralidae
Exons: 6
Coding region: 360-1304 (314 amino acids)
Source: RefSeq, a predicted model, not a curated record